GUCGCGACCGAAACCAUGGGCCAUUUUACAAAAUCCGAAAAUCGCCGUAAAAUCCACCUGCCGUCCUCAGUCCUCACUUUCGUCCACCGCCUUCUCCCGCCGCCGCGGCGUUUUCCCGUCUCCGUCUUCGCUCACCGACCUCUGGGCCAGGAGUUUGCGCUCCGAUUCCCCGCCAAUGCUCGGGCCAGGGCGUUCUGCUACCGCCUUGCUGUUUCUGGCGGCGACGGCGGGAGAUGUCAAGUUUGUCAUGGAUAGGCCGCGAGCUGGUCAGGCUGCGGAGAGGACAUGGGCACAGGGCACAGGGCGGGCUUGCGGCGGUACGGAGAGCGCGCGGGUGCUUACCACCAUCAUGGCGCCUGAUCAGUGCGCUAUUGUGCAUUUGUGCUCUUGGGAUUGGCUAGGUGGAUAAGGAGGAGUGGCGGAUGCGGCUAGGGGUCGAGCCGGACUCCGAGCGCGAGGGUCUCCGGUAUCCAUGACUCUCUGCCAUGCCACGGAAUGCUUGCAUGAUCACGGAUGUGAUUACCACCAUUAAACUGCGGUCCUGCCUCGAUCGAUGGAUGAAAUUUGCAAGGUUAGCGGGGAGCUGAGAUUCUACUGUAUCUGCACUUUUCUGCCUCAUUUUGUGCAUUUGCGUGAUAUUGGUUUCCAUGUAACUCUUGACAACUGAAAAAAGGCUGUAUGUUAUUAAGCCUCCGCGCUGUAUUGACCUGCCAGCUGGUCAUUCCAGAGCUACACUAUGACGGAACUAGAGUGAUUUUCCUUGUUGUCCAUGCACAGCUAGACUGUAAUGUAUUGCAACUUGUGGAAAGGUGAACACCAGGAAAGAACUGUUCUGCAAAGAGAACAUAUAUUGCCAAGCGGUUCAUAAGAAAACAGGCAAUUUGGGAACCAUACCUUGGUAUUUAAGACCUCUUGACGACUUAUUUUUAUGUGGGAAAUUUUAGUUCCGCUUGCAAUCAUACAUCCAAUAUCUCAAACAGUUUUUUACGAUCGCAAUGGCCUGAAUGUGUUAUUGUUUGUUACGAUUAAGAAUGAGCGAUCGGUGAUAGUGGUGGGACAGUAUAUGCUGUAAAAACCGCCCGCUCGAGGAACAUGAUGGUACUUGUAGUGGUCACCGAGCAGCAUGGUAACUUGAUCCUCAACUAAGGAUGCCACAAACAAGUGAAGUUGUCAUUUACCGUUGUUGUUUUGACAGGAAUAAGAGUAUAAUGGUUGGGUACUAUAGGUAACAUUGUUCAUUGAGAUGAAUAUCUGGGAGGAUUCAUGGGUGUGGCUCUGGAAGCAUAGAAAUGUCUGUGUGUUCAAUGGAGCCUCCCCGAACAUCUUCACCAUUCUCCAAAAUAUCCAUGAUGAUGCUAAUCUUUGGGGGCUGGCUGGGGCAAUAGCCCUUAGGAGAUUAUGGCCUUAGAUCUUCAGGGUGUUCUCCCUGGGCUUGUGGUUUUUCUGUUUUAUUUGGCUGCCAAUCUGGCGCCUUGUAUUUGGUCUAUUUUAGACCUUUCCCUUUCUUCUUAAUAUAUUUAAUGCGCAGUUCUCCUGCGCGUUCGUGAAAAAAGUCAGCUGAAAAGAUUAUACGUCAGUAUGUUCCAUUUUGUAAGCUUGAUAAAAUCGUUAAUGGCUAUUCAGGUUUUUUUUAAAAAUUAAACCAACUCCUGUACCAAAUACUGAAUUCAUCAUAUACUACUCAGUUAAGUUUCAGUACAUUGUUGGAUACAAUAAAUGGGUAUUUGUCACUUUGGUGUGAUUACCAGCAUUUUUUUCGAGUAAUUGCCUAGGCGGCAAGGCGUACCCGAGGUGCCACUGGACGGCACAAGGUUUUAGUUACGCCAUAUCGCCUAGGCUUAGCCUAGAAGGCACCUAGGUGUCCAGGCGUACUCCAGUGUGCGUGACACCGCAACUCCACAAAAACAUAAUUUUUUAUUAACUUUUCAUUUUUUAUGCGUAUCUUGUAUUCUAGACUCUAGCAUUUAAUCAGCCAUGCAGAAGUUUCUCUUGCCACAGCAAUACAGGUACAGCUUCAUUCUAGCCAUAACAUUUAUAUCCCGAUGAUACAACGGUGUUCUACCCGAUGCAUUUAUAUACUGAUAAUAUAAUGUUCUUCUACAUUAAGGAGCGAAUCUGCAUUAAAUCUUGGAUAUCAUUUUUGAAAAGGCGAACGUUACCGCUCCUAUGCAUCUGCUGGCUAUUUAUAUCCGCCGUGCUAGUGUCCUCUCUCAGUUGCCUCAUAAUCUCCUUGUUGCUCCUUCACCUGGAAAGGUAUGUGUUUUCUUAACCUCCUUUCAUGCAUCUUAGAUAUCUUCUGUUUCUGAUGUGUGCGGCUAUUGUUCUGAUAUGUCGCAUAGCAAGGCCUUGUUCUUGGUUUCUACUUUCCAGACUAUCUGAUCCUUUUAUGCUAGGACAACCCCCAUACUUCAACCUAGUUUGUUGUGUUCCUUCCGAGUUUUAAAUUCAUUCUCUUUGUUCUAAUACUAUAUGAUGCCCCCACCCUCUUUUUUGCAUGCUCCUGAUGAUUAUGCAAUAACUAUGAUCUAUCUCAGCGAGGUAGCGGGUGAGCUUCACGGGUUGGAUUUGAAUUGGUUACUUCAUCGAUGUCUCAAGGGAACACAACAAAGGCAUCUGAGUGCUCUACUCCUGCAAUUCUGAAUAUGUCCGAUGAUAAUGGUCCGUCUGAGAUGGGUGUUGGUCAGCCAAUGGUUGUUGGCAGGAAGCUGCUUCCACCAAUUGUACCAGGUGGUGAACCAAUUUUUGUGUGUGAAAAGCAGUAUGCUGCUAUCCUUCGUCUGCGUGAACGCCGGCUUCGUGCCAAAGAAGCAAGGGAGCGAAGGUUGCUCCAAGCCAAGAAGAACCGUCCAAGAGGUCCUAAUGGGCGUUUUGUCAUGAUCAAGGACAAUCAGGAAGAGCCCAAUGGAGGAAGCAUGGUGGAAUGCAACCCUGCCCCAGGAGACAGUCAUCAGCACUUAAUCACAACCAGUGGAUACCAGCAAGUGACCACUGGUGGCAGUGAGGCGCAAAGCAGCAUCCCAUUAGGUUUCUAUUGGUAUGUUUUCACAACCAGUGAAGGUGGGCAAAGCAGCACCCCUGCUGGAAUGGGUUUCUACUAUCCCUUCAACACAACCAAUGGCGGGGAAAAUGUCGGUGGCGUCGCCUCUGGCAGUGAGGUGCCAAGCAGCAAUGCCCCAAGCGGCUUCUUUUGGCCCCUCAUCAUGGCCAGCAGCGAGGAAAACAAUGGUGAGGUCACCUACGGCAGCAUGGUACCGAUCAGCAACCCUGCAGGAUACUUCUGUUGGCCCGUGGCUGUGACCAAUGAACACGGGGAAGACACUGGUGAGUCUGCCGAUGGGGGCGAGGCGCCAAUAAGCAACCCUGCAGGAGACUUCUGCAGUUGGCCUGUUGUCGCAACCAACGACGAUGAGGAAAAUGUCGGCGAGGUCGCCUACAACAGCGUCCUGAACCUCGAAUCACCUGACCACACCGACCUCCUCAGGAUCAUGAUGGGCAACAGGUACAGCACUGAUGAAGCCUCGGAGCAGUUCCAGAACGUGGCCCGCCUCCAGGCUCCUGGCUUCACCGCCCUCCUAACCGUCAUGAACAACGCAGGGUACGGUCCGGCUGCGGACUGUGGCCCCCACGAUGCGCACAAAGUGAUGACAAGGUUAGAAGGGUGGUAGAGGUAGACCAGCGGCAGGCCACACUUAGGCCUGCCCCCCCCCCCCCCCCCCCCCCCCCCCCCUGCUCCCGUUCUACAGGCUGUUGGUUUACUUAGCUCCCUGGCUGUUGACUUGCUGGCUAUCUGCUCCCUUUUGGUUGUGUUAAGACUUGUCAGAUUCUCGGUAUGUGUGGUGGUCCAGCUGAGAAGGAUUACUGGACCUGUUUGGUUAAUAAGGUUAUGUACUGAGCCUAGCUAUCACCCAGGUUUUUGAGUCCUCAUGAACUCGAACUUGGAUGUCGUCUGUUGCUUCUUGUUUACAUUGCUAUUUGCUACCUAGUUUCUUCUGGAUUGGUUAAGUUUUUUUGUAUGGCCAUGUACCGAACUGGCGCUGGAGCAUGUUUAAACCUGAAUGGUUUUAGGGACGUGGUUUAUGGAUGAUGUUAAA
Molecule: messenger RNA, 4091 nt
Organism: Zea mays
Lineage: Eukaryota; Viridiplantae; Streptophyta; Magnoliopsida; Poales; Poaceae
Exons: 5
Coding region: 2586-3665 (359 amino acids)
Biological process (GO): regulation of DNA-templated transcription
Molecular function (GO): DNA-binding transcription factor activity
Source: RefSeq, a predicted model, not a curated record